AUGGCGUUUUCUCUUGAACAGUGGGUAAACGAUGAGUUAUACUCAUUGGUUGGCUGCAGUGAUCGCACUGCUGUGCAAUAUAUUUUGGCAUUAGCUCGCAAAUCAACGUGUAAUGACGAUUUGCUACAUCGAUUGCGAAGUACCGACAUUAUGAAAGAUACACCGUCUGUAAGGAAAUUCGUUAACGAACUGUUAUCUCGGGUUCCUCAUGCAGCCCCUAAAAUAGAAAGAACCGUGCAACCUUCAGCGAGUGAGUUGCGUGCUAAAGAAAUUAUGUAUCUAAAUCGGAAUUUGAAAGUGAUGGAAUGGGAUGAUGAUGUAUCAUUCAACAAAAACAAGAAGAAUAAAAAAAUCAACAUUAAGCAUUCACUAAUAGAAAGCGCAAAUGAUGUGAUCGAUCGAAUAAAUGAAGAAGAAAAGCAAGAUCUACGUGAACGCGACGAGCUAGCGGCAAGAAUGAGAAAAAGGGAUCAAGAGAAAACACGUUGCAUUGGGAUGAAAUCCGAGAAAAAAGCGGAAGAAGAGGCUGCCAAAAGGCUGAAACUGGAAACAAUAGAUCGCAAUAAAAUUGUUCCACAUUUGCGAGAGGAAAGCCGAAAACUGUAUCUAGCAAAACGAAAAGACGAUAAACUCGAUGAACUCGAAAAAAUUGUUGAAGACGAUGAACACUUUUUCGCUAAUGAGCAUUUAACGAAACGAGAGAAAUCAGAUAUGAAGUAUCGGAAAGACAUAUUGGAAUACGCACGACAACAUGAACGUGCCGCUGAUUUUCUGAAAAUUAAAAGGUAUCAUGUUCCGGAUUCCAAGACCAAAUCAAUACCUAUGGAUUAUGUAGAAGACUUGGAUGAAAUUUCAAAAGGUGAUGGUAAACGGUGGGAAGAUGAUCGGUUAUCCGCUGCGAUUGCUAAAUAUGGUGCUAAAGAUAAGAAGCGGGAUGAAUUCGAAAUGGUGUUAGACGACGAAAAAGUUGAUUUCAUUCAGGCUUUUCAGAUGCCAGGAUCCUCAAACGUUGAGGAGACAAUGUCGACUGCACAGAGAAAAAAAAUUACUUUAGCUGAAACAAGAAAGACACUUCCAGUUUAUGCUUAUCGCGAGGAGUUUAUACAGGCGGUUCGCGAUCAUCAAAUCCUUAUUAUAGAAGGUGAAACAGGUUCUGGAAAAACUACUCAACUUCCACAGUAUUUAUAUGAAGCGGGUUUCUGUGGGAACAAUAUGAAAAUUGGAUGUACCCAACCUCGAAGAGUAGCAGCGAUGAGUGUAGCAGCACGAGUGGCUGAUGAAAUGGGUGUGAAGCUAGGAAUUGAAGUUCAUUUUGAACUUCUAAUUGUUGGGUAUUCAAUACGCUUCGAAGAUUGUACGUCAGAACGAACAGUCAUCAAGUACUUGACGGAUGGUAUGCUGUUGCGAGAAUUUUUAAAUGAACCUGAUCUAGCCAGUUACAGUGUUAUAAUCAUUGAUGAAGCACAUGAGCGUACGCUUCAUACGGAUAUUUUGUUUGGUUUAGUAAAGGAUAUAGCACGAUUUCGAAAAGAUCUGAAACUCAUGAUUUCUUCUGCAACUCUUGAUGUUGAGAAAUUCUCUACAUUUUUUGAUGAUGCUCCAAUACUAAGGAUACCUGGUCGACGUUUUCCAGUUGAUAUUUAUUACACAAAAGCCCCAGAAGCUGAUUAUCUUGAUGCUGCAAUGGUAUCAAUCUUACAGAUUCAUUUAACGCAACCACUUCCCGGUGAUAUCUUAGUUUUCCUAACUGGUCAGGAAGAAAUCGAAACACUAAUGGAAUCUUUAAUGGAAAGAACGAAAUAUCUGGGGAAAAAGAUCAAGGAACUAAUUGUGUUGCCAAUAUAUGCUAAUCUUCCAUCAGAUCUACAAGCUAAGAUCUUCGAACCAACUCCAUCAGGUGCUAGAAAGGUUGUUUUGGCGACAAACAUAGCUGAGACAUCGAUUACUAUUGAUGGUAUCUCUUACGUGAUUGAUCCAGGUUUUAGCAAACAAAAUUCAUUUGAUGCUCGAAGUGGUGUUGAGCAUUUGCAUGUUGUGACAAUUUCUAAGGCUGCCGCUAAUCAACGUGCUGGAAGAGCUGGUCGCACUGGUCCUGGAAAAUGUUUUCGUUUGUACACAGCAUGGGCAUAUAAAAAUGAAUUGGAAGAUCAGCCUACUCCAGAGAUUCAGCGAAUAAACUUGGGCAACGUUGUGUUAAUGUUGAAAAGCUUAGGCAUACAUGAUUUAGUGCAUUUUGAUUAUUUGGAUCCACCUCCUCAGGAAACAUUGGUAAUAGCUCUUGAACAAUUAUAUGCAUUGGGUGCUUUAAAUCACCAUGGUGAGCUCACGAAAUUGGGACGACGCAUGGCUGAGUUUCCGUGUGAUCCAUGUAUGAGUAAAAUGAUCAUCGCGUCAGAAAAAUAUGGUUGUUCUGAAGAGAUUAUAACCAUUGCUGGAAUGUUAUCUUGUAAUGCAGCGGUAUUUUAUCGUCCCAAAACCCUCGUUAUUCAUGCAGACGCCGCUCGGAAAGGUUUUUGGGUACCAGGCGGUGAUCAUCUUACACUGCUUAAUGUUUACAGUCGCUGGCGUGAUACCAACUAUUCAUCGCAGUGGUGUAUGGAAAAUUUUAUUCAGUACAGGACUAUGAGAAAAGCCCGUGAUGUUCGCGACCAGCUUGAAAGUUUACUAGAGAGAGUUGAGAUUGACCAGGUUUCAAACAAUGACUCUGUAGCAAUCAGGAAAGCAAUCACUGCAGGAUAUUUUUAUAACUGCGCUAAACUUGAUACGAGUGGUCAUUACAAAACAGUAAAGCAUAGACAUACUGUACAUAUUCACCCCAACUCUUCGAUGUUUGAACAAACUCCCCGGUGGAUGAUUUAUUUUGAACUUGUUUUCACAUCUAAAGAAUUUAUGCGUGAGGUUAUUGAAAUCGAAAGUUGUUGGUUAAUGGAAGUUGCACCUCAUUAUUACAAAACGAGAGAAUUAGAAGAUUCAACAAAUCGAAAAAUGCCGAAGCAGAAAGGGAAAACUGCAUUUGACUUGGCGUCGUUGUGA
Thelazia callipaeda (thelaziosis nematode) is the source of this 3033-nucleotide messenger RNA. Lineage: Eukaryota; Metazoa; Nematoda; Chromadorea; Rhabditida; Thelaziidae. The record is from the annotation of a GenBank genome assembly.